CCUGCCCUUUUCUGAAGUGAAACAGAGGAAGAGUGAAUGGGGAGGGAAGAGGUGGGUAGGAAAACUGGGAGGAAAGGAAGAAGAGGGAACUAGAGUGGAGAUAUAAUGUAUGAGAGAAUAAAUGGAUUUUAAAAAGUAAGUUGAGGCUGGGCAACCCUUUUCGCCAAGAUGGCGCCAAAAACGAAGAAGGAAGCUCCUGCCCCUCCCAAAGCCGAAACCAAAGCGAGGGCCUUGAAAGCUAAGAAGGCAGUGCUGAAAGGUGUCCACAGCCACAAAAAGAAGAUCCGAACGUCACCCACUUUCCGGCGGCCCAAGACCCUGCAGCUCCGGAGGCAGCCAAAAUAUCCUGGAAAGAGUGCACCCAGGAGAAACAAGCUUGACCACUCUGCUAUCAUCAAAUUCCCACUGACCACCGAGUCGGCCAUGAAGAAAAUAGAGGACAACACGCUUGUGCUCAUUGUGGAUAUCAAGGCCAACAAACACCAGAUCAAACAGGCUGUGGAGAAACUCUAUGACAUUGAUGUGGCUAAAGUCAAUACCCUGAUACGGCCUGACCGAGAGAAGAAGGUGUAUGUUCGCUUGGCUCCUGAUUAUGAUGCUCUAGAUGCUGCCAACAAGAUUGGCAUCAUCUAAAGUGAGUCCAGAUGGUUAAUUCUAAAUAUAUACUUCUUUUUCCACCAUAAAAAAAGUAAAUUGAAAAAAAUCUGAUGAUGCAAACUCUUGUGAAUUUUUUUAAGUAAAGAGAAACAUCUAGAAGGUCCUUUAUGUAAAGGUUGAGCCUCACUACUUAGGGCUGCUUCUCCAAUAUGAAAAAGGAUUGCUUCCUUUACUCUUCUGUAAACUACUAUUUAACAUCUAUGGAUUUAGAUACAACAGAAAAAUCUAACAAUUAGGAGCACAACAGAGUCAAAUCUGGACUUCCACUCGAAGUCAUCUUCAUUCCACACUGAUUUACUGUGGUAUUCCUACACACAUCUGCAUUAGUACAGAACAAACAUGCCCCCUAGCCUGCUACAUUACCUAACAUUACCACAAAACUGCUUGGAACAGAGUACUGACGAAGUCUAUACAAACUAUGGAGAAGCUGAAGAACAGCAUAAAAAAGGAAAACCCCUAAAUGACAUGUGAGCGGAGUGGAUGACUCUAGUGCACCUUAUGGAGUCUAUAGUAUGACAGAAUGGAGCUUUUCUUUCUCUUUCCUUCUUCCUUUCUCUUUCCUUCUUCCUUUCUUCCUCCCUUUCUUUUUUUCAAAGAAGAAAAGUUUGUCAAACAUCAGUGACAUAAAAUAGAGCCCAAACUAAGCUUCAAACCAAAAUAUUAAAAAGUUGGCAAAUUAUUUUUAUUUGGAUCUUUAACACACUUGGUCGCUGCUCAAUUGUGCCAGCAUGUUUGACCACGGGGAGGAAACACACACACACACACACACACACACACACACACACACACACACACACACACCCCUUUUCCCUUGAAAUGCACAUCCUCCCUUGUUCACUCCCAUCUUCCCACUGGUUUGGUAGAUUCUUUUCAGAUGCUACACACAAGAGUCCCCUGGAACACCACAUCCUGCCUUCCUGUUCUCUCUUAGACUACGGUGUCUCCAACUUUGUGGCCUUACUGAGGGAGGACCUUGCUGAAAUGCAGACUGUGACUUCUUAGAGCUCAGAUGCCUGGAGAGUCUGUGUUUCCACUAAGUUUCCAAAGUUACUCUGCUACGGAAGGUGCCUAGAAAAUACACUGAAGUACAAGCUCUACUCUGGAACAACGCACAAAGGCUACGGCUCGCUGUGUGAAAGCCGACUGUCUGCGUCAAUUCUGUCUCGAUUUGCUUUCUACUACUGUGGUAAACACCAUGGCCCAAAGCAAGUUGGAGAAGAAAGGCUUUAUUCGGUUUUCACUUCCACAUCACAGAAGGAAGUCAGGAACCUGGAAACAGGAACCAAAGCAGAAGCCACAGAAGAGUGCUGCUUACUUGCUCCCCAUGGCUUGCUUAUGCCACACAGACGUGACUACAGGCCAAUCUUAUGGAGGUAUUUCCUCAAUUUUGAUUUCAGUUGACAGAGAGAGAGAGAGAGAGAGAGAGAGAGAGAGAGAGAGAGAGGCAGACAGACAGACAGACAGACAGACAGACAGACAGACAGAGACAGACAGACAGAGACAGAGAGAGAGACAGAAAGACAGGGACAGGCAGGCAGAUACUGUAAAAAUGACAGGGAGCUUAAAAUAAACAAAUCAUGAAGCAUAUUGGAAACAUUAUGGCCUGAAGGGGAAGGGGGUAAUUUUUAUUCAUGUAAGAAGUUGUCAAAUCGCCAGGGAAGAAUAGUCUCUGGUGAGGAAUAAGGAACAUUUUGUAAUUAACCCACUCCUGCCAGAAUAUUUCCAAGUUGGAACAGGCACUUAGAAGCUGCUUUUGCUAAGUCAUCGACUCCUCACUUUGGCCCAAAGGUAACCAAAAAGCAACAAGACAAAGGCUGGUGUCUCAACCUUCUCUCUGUGUCUCUCCCCUAUACCUUGGCUAAACCUUUCACCUUAAAUCCCAGGAAAAAGCACAAUCUUCCAAGACAGAGCUCCUCUCCCCUGCAAGAGGUCAUUAAUCACGGAGUGUGGGGAGUGACCCUGGUGCAGACUCAGUCAUCUUAUAAGAAGAAACCAGACUAGUGACCUCACUAUGACAACAAGUAACACAUUAACAACACAUUAAUGGGUCAGUCAUGGAUGGGCCACUCCAAGCUUGACCAGGACAGCUUCCCUAAGUAUACCACUUACUCUCCACCCAUUUAAACAAAAACCUCACUGCCAUUCCCAAAGACACACUGGGGGGUGGGAUAAAGGGUUACCUGAUAGACCCCUUUAUUUUGUUAGCUAAAGUUCCCCAAAAUAAAUCACAGCUACAUUAGACAUUCUACAAGGCUGGUAUUUGAUUGUCAGUGAUUGUGAGGAGGUUGGAAUAUUGCAGAUCCAGAGCCAAGCUAUCUUGGGGUAUCUAAAGCCCUUCAAAUAAUCAUUCACUGCCCACUGAUGUAUGUGACCUAAACUCCCCCUGUCUUGUUAGAUCACAGACCCUUCAGAUGCCCCCUCACAGACCAAGCAUCAAGCUCCUGGCAAGCUCUCAUCCCACAAGUACCUGGACAAUAUGGGUCAUGCAUUAAUCUAAGCUCCUUCUCCUCCCUUAGAGACCUUGAAAAGCUGGCACCUUGCUUUGUCUAGUGGACCUAGCUUCUCUUGCUUCAGAACUUGAUCUUUCUGUGCUUGUUGUCUGCAGUGUGACAGCUAACAGCUCCCCAAAGAAAGACCACAUCCUUUUCUCAUCCUGGGGCUUCCUCUCCUAUCUAGUCCUAAUGUCUACCUAACAGCGACUACUAGAUAUAUAUUUUGAUAUGUAUAAAUAGUCUCGUAGCUUUUGUCUACCCAGAGGUAAAACAUGUCAUCAGAUAGGCUCUGAGGCCUACAGCAGAGGUGUCAUUACUUUGAUGUCACUUGCCUGACUCAUCCUCCCACCAACAUACCUGAAGGGUCAUAAUUUAUUAUUUUCUUUGUUUUGUUACUAUAAAAACUUCAUGAAACUGUUAGCAUAUUGGAACAUGGUGUUUGGGAUAACAUAAAUCUGUGUUCAUGGGUCAGAGUCACUAAUAUUUGGCUCCAGAAUAAACUAUCUCACCCUCUCUGAUCAGGGAGCUGUGUUUACUGCAUCUUCAGUUACAUGGUGCUUUUGAUAUGGAACCCCCAGGACUGACCCUUUGCUUAAGUCGCAAACCCUAGCACAAAUGGUUGAAGAGUCUAUUUAACAUAGCAAAGUAGCCCUGAUUGCCUGGUUCUCCCAGUAUCUCCCAGUCCCUACUUCUUAUAGGGUAUGGCUGGCAUGCCCUGUCCCCUACCCUAAACUUCCCCAAACCAUGGGCUUGGCUGCCCUUCCCUAUGUAACUCAGACUUUUUGGCUACCUGCCCUUAUUUGAUCUACCCUUUACUCUUUGGGCUGGUUUCUUGGCCCAGGCUGCCCUCUUGAUCAGUAGUUCCUCUUCCUUCUUCCCUCUCCUUACAUGGCCUGGCUCAACCUAGACAUGUCCCUCUGACUCUCUUAAAUGUUCCCGCCUCUGGCUAUGCUCUCCCUUUAAUCUACAAUAAACUGUUUUGUCCACUAUACUUAGAAGCAUUCAUGUCCUUCCCUUUUUAUUUUAUUUUCUCAUUCACUUUGUAUCGAUUGCAUGGCACUGGCUUCAUGGCUGGUGAAUUCCUUCUGAUGGUCAAACCUUCAUGUUUUGUUUUGACAGGGUCUCUCUAAGUAGCCUUGGCUGUCCUGGACAGCUCUCUCUAGAUCAGGCUAACCUUUAAGUCACAGAGAUCCUCCUGCCUCUACCUCCUGAGUGCUGGGACUAAAGGUGAUUAAAGGCAUGCAGCACUACACUGGCACUGGAACCAUUCAGUCUGUUAAUGUGCUAGCACUCAGUUCAUUACAUGCUAACAUUCAGUUGUCUCCCCUGCCACUCAUCCAAAACCUAAUUCAAGGAUGAAGGAAAUGGUUAGAAAAAAACAGCUCUUUGAUACUCCAGCUGGUUUUGCUUGAUAACUGUGUUAAUUCAACUUAAAACUGUAGAGGGGCUUUAAUUAAAGAAAUGGGGAACAUUCAAUGUUUACAUUGUUUAUUGAGUGCUAAUGAGAAUUCCUAACAACAGAAUUAUAGAUUAUGAAUGGGCACCCUGCUUUAAUUGAAAUUUAAAAACAUUUAAGGAAAGGAAAAGAUAUAAUUGGUAACUUAUAAAUUCAGAAAGAAAAAACUGCAUGAUCCCCUUCACAUACGGAUGGUAGCAUUAUAUAUACAUGCACAUGUGUGUGUGCGUACACACACACACACACACACACACACACAUACACACCACUUAUAGAUAGGAGAUGUGACUGUAAUUUAAAAACUAUUCAACAAAUAUAUUAAGGUAAACUUACAGUAAGACAAAUACAUCAUUAAUUAUCUUAAGGCUGUGUAAUCUACAUUAACAGUGAGGUGGUUGUCUGCUAUACUUUUGUUCUUCAAUUCAUUUUAAAGCUUUAAGCAAUUAAUAAUAAAGUGAGAAAGUGACAAGCGUUCAGAAAGUAAGUGAGAUGACAAAACAUAAAACAGAAUAUCUAAGAUUUGUUUGGGGUCAUUUAUCUAGACUCUAGAAUAGCUUUCUCUUUUUUUUAUUUAAUUUUUUCUUAUGCAUAUACGGGUGUGUCCAUGUGAAUAUGUGUAUUCAUGUAUCCUCAGAGGCCUGAAGAGUGAGCUGUGUCCCUUGGAGCUAAAGUUUCAGGCAGUUAUGAGCCACUUGAUAUGGUGCUAAGGGCUGAACUUGGGUCCCCUGAAGAGCAGGGAGCUCAGCAGCUAUCUGGCCUCUUCAGCCUUCUCUUUUAUGAGGGGGCUUCAUCAAUGGGUGAGGGGUGCAUUAAAGGAGAUGACACUGGUGGUGACUCUGAGCUCUUAAGACAGUAACUUUUUAAAAAACAAGAAAGUCUCACUGUAUGAAGCAGACUGACUGACCUUAAACUCAGACAUCAGCCUGCCUCUGUCUCCUUAAGGCUUGGAUUAAAGACAUGCACCAUCAUGUCCAGCUAAACAUAUUGUGUCUUAAUAGAACGUAUUGCUUUCCUUAAUAUCACUAAGCACCAUAUAUAUGCAGUUUAAGACUCCUGAAAUCAUAAGUAAAUAAACACAUAGUUUUCUGUGACACAGACUGACAAACGCUUUUCAAUUUGUAACAUACAAUAUAGUAUAAUUAGGAUAAUAAUAACUAUAGUAAUAAUGUAGUGAAGAAUAUAAUCUUUUCCAAUGCAUUUUCCACUAAGGAUCUUUGUAUUCAUAAUUGAUUUUUAUUAAUAAUUAUAUAAACAACUAAAUGAACAAACAUUUCUGGUUUUUAAAAAUUAUAUAUAGGGGUUGGAGAGAUGACUCAUCAGUUAAGAGCACUGACUGCUCUUCCAAAGAACUGGAAUUUGGUUUCUAGUACCCACAUAGCAGCUUUUAGUUGUCUGAGGCUCCAGUUUCAGUUGACCUGAUGCCUUCUUUUGACCUCUGUGGACACCAGGCUUACACAUGGUGCACAUAUAGGCAAACCCUCAAACACAUAAAAAUAAAUCUUAAAAAACACUUUAGUGUAUUAGAUAAAUAUGUGAAACCUUAAAGCUAAAGUAAUCUAUAUCAAUGCAAGUUAGAAUCACUGGCUAUAAAAGUAUUGAAAUUACACUUACUAUAUUCCACAUAAAGCACAAAAGGUAUUAGAAGUCUUAGUUAGGAAUGUGCUAAUUUGGAAACAUACUAGCUACUGCAAAGCAGGGACUGUUAAUUUAAGGCCUUGAAGAAUGGACUGGCAAAUAAAGCAGAGACCCUCAUACUCACAGAGUUUAAUAAAAUGGAGUAGGAAAGUUGCCUAAAAUCACACUAUUUGGGAAGUUGAGUCAGUAGGAUUAUCAGUUCAAGCCUAGCCUAGAUUAUACAGCAAGACCCUUUCUCAAAAACAAAGAGAAGACCAGACAAGACAAGAGAAGACAAGAAAAUCAUCGAAUUUGGUUCCAAUUACUUUUGUGUAAUUUUGUGUCCCAAGCUCUGGAACAUCCCACAGUCUCAACAAAGGCAUCAGCCAAACAAAAUCCAACAGACAAAGCAAAGGGCAUUAUCAGAACAGCCCUGACAAAUGAAAUCACAGGUCUCGUUUGCAAGUGUAUGUAUGCACACAUGAUAACACAUACACACAUGCACAUACACAUACAAAAGCUCACAUGGAUACAUGGUAAAUAACAUCCACAAACAGAACAAAGGCUCUUUGUUCCACAAAGAAAGGAGGUGGCUUCUGCAAACAAUACCUCCUCUAGAAAAGAGUCUGUAGCUUUAUUGAUUCAAAUACUACAUUAUUCUCAGGUUUUACAAAGCCAAACUCCACGAUUCAAAAUUAAGUGGUCAACAUUAAUAAAAAUAUAUUUUUACAUCAAAAGAUAUAUCAAAAAUUUACAUGACAUUUAAAUGUUUAUUGUUUUAAGAAUAUGUUUAGCAAAUGCAAGGACAUAGUCUAUUAGAAUAAAUUGUAUUACAACGUACUUCCCUGACAGUAUGAACUGCAAGAUUACUGUUUGGAGCAGCUCUUUGGUUCUAGGGCUUGUUAUGGCAUCCCUAAAGUCAGUGAGAAACCUGGGCAGUGCUGACAGUUCACUUCUCUUACCUGAAGCUUCAUCUUCCAACAGAAAUGCAUGGGCGUGUCCUCAGUACAGCUCUCUCCAGCAGCAUAGUGCCCUGCGCCAGUGCGAGGUGGGGAGGGGUUGGGACUGAGCCUGAAUGCAGCUGCCUUGCAGCCCGGGAGCAGCCAGCAGAGCCACACUGCUCCGCUGCUGGACUUCAGUGCAACAUUCUGUGAUCAAACUGGACUAACUGCUUCCUCCAACUGAUUUCCAAGGAAUGAGAUCGUUUAUGAAUAAUUCAUGAGUCCCUUCCCGCAACCAACUUCACUUCUGUUCUCUGGCCCUCCUACAACAAUACGCAUGUAAAGAUUCUAAGUACACUUGCUGACUUGCAAAUAAUUGAAGGUCGGUCUCCAGUCGAUGGCAGUAGAUGGUCCCAGGUCUGUUUGUUCUUGUAUGUUAACCUAUCACCCAGACUUACUUGAGAGACUUCAAAAAAGGGGUAGAAAUGGUAAAUAAUUAACCACAGAUAUCUGAAAGAACAAUAUUUUUUUUUUCUUCCGUCAACUUGUCCUUCUGGAGCUGAGCUAUGAGAGAAGCAGCAGAGUGCUUGGAAAACCUUGCCAGCUGGGGGAGGUGGGUUCUGAACAGUGAUGCUAGGAAACGAACUCUUCAAGGGGGAUCUUCCUGCUCCCUGGCUAUAAAUAAACCUUUUAUCUCACUGUUAUUCUUCAAGGAGGCUGAUGAACGUUUGUUUCCCACAACCUGUCAAUGCUUGCAUAUUUACAAAUGUAUGACAUCCAAAGCAUCUGAAAACUACUCAAAACUCAAUUCCAAGAGAAGCCUGAACUGAAGACUGGAUGACCGCCUUCUUCCCUCUGGCCACUAUCUUAGGAAGUCUAGUCACCAAUCUUGUUCUCCACCUGCUCCAUUCACUCUCCACUGGUGUCUGGCUGGCAAACAGGUCAUGUUUGAGCUAUCUGUGAAUGGGAGAGGGGGAGUAUUUUGCUCCUAGCUGCUUCUGACUUAUUAGCUUUGCAAACUGGUCUUCAAUGCAUCUCCUUGGCCCUGAGUCUUUCCUUUCCUUUCAUUUUGUUACUUUAUAAUAUCACUUCUGAGUUUAUGCUUUCUAAAAUUUAAUAGGUGAUGUUAUUGUUAAGAUUUUAUUUUUUUGGAACUAGACAUAGUGUUAUCGUUAGGUGGUUCAUUCUUUAAUCUCAGUACUUGGGAGGCAGAAGACAGGCAGAUAGAUGUCUGUGAGUUAAAGGACAGGUUGGUCUAUAUAGUGAAUUCCAGGAUAGUCAGAGCUAUGUAGAGACCUUGUCUCAAAAAUAAAUAAAUAAAUAGAUAAAAUAAUAAUAACAACAAUAAUGAAGAUUUUAAUUUUAGAGGCUAGAGAGAUGGCUCAGCAGUUAAGAGCACUGACUGCUCUUCAAGAGGACCCAAUUUCAAUUCCCAGCACCUACAUGGCAGCUCAGAACUUGUUUGUAACUCCAGUUCCACACUAUCUUCUGACUUCUGAGGACAACAGGCACAAGGUAGUGCACAGACACGCAUGCAGGCAAAAUAGUCACAUAUACAAAAUAAUAAAACAAAAAUUUUCAAAGAUUUUAUUUUUAAAUUAUGUGUAUAUGUGUGUGCAUAGGUGCAUUUGCAUGUGGGUACCUUCAGAGUACAGAAAAGGGUACCGAAUCCCCUGGAGCUGGACUUAGGUGGUAGUUGUGAGCAGUCAGAUGUGGGCACUAGGAACUGAAUCCGGGUCCUCUGGAAGAGCAAGAAGUGCUAUUAAUCACUGAGCCAUCUUUCUAGUUCCCAAACUCAAGUUCUUAUUAGUCUGCUCCAAAGUUCUCAAGAAUAGUCAAGAAUUCUCUUGCUGUUCUUUGGAUUGGUUGUUUUGUCUGCUCUGUCAGUAGGGUCUCAUGUAUCCCAGGCUGUCCUCCAAGGACAUAUGUUGCACACCAGGACUUUGAGCCUAAGAGGAAAGCACUCUACCUGCUGAACUACACCCCAGCGCUCGAGUCCAGACAAACACUUUCCUCUAGAACACAUUAAUAAGCCUUUGCCUUUCUCAAAGAGUUCAGCAUGUCUCUUCAUCAGCCCACGCUCCACAGUAACAUUCCUGCCCUUCUGUGUUACUGUGUGCUCAGGGGAGCCUUCCCUUUCAGCUCCACAGCACACAUGCAUUACACGGGGGAAAGGGUAGUCUGUGGAAAGUGGUAAAGGAAGGAAGUCAGCUGGGGUAAAUGCUACAAGAAGCUGCCGCUGUCAGGAAUGAGAAAACAACAACCCAAAGUACAGCGCUGGAAUGUGUGGUUCUUUACUAGAAAGAGACAGAACCAGGAGCUUAGAAACAUCCUCUCACCAUCCAAGGCAGGUUGCAGAACUAAAAUUCCCUUUUCUCCAAAACUAGCCAUAGCCACUUGAACUUCACUCCCCCAACGCAAGACAUAAGCCCCAGAAACAUUACUUAAAGCCUCCCCCUGCCUUUCUCUUGUGACAUGUCCGAGCUAACUUUGACUGUCAACUUGACAUUCAUUGGCCUAGUCACUUGAGAGGGCAAUCUCAACUGAGGGAUUGCCCAAAGCAAGUCCAGUGGACACGUGUGAAUAGGACUGGCUUGAUUGUUAAUUGAUACAGGAUUGCCUAGUAGGUAGGCAUUGAGAGAUACACAGUCAGAUCCCCAGCAGGUAGGCAGGGACAAAAAUGACGGUCUAGGUAGAUUAAUGAACUUCUCAGCUAAACAUUUAAGAUGUUUUUCUUCCUCUCUAAGGUAAGGAUGGGGUGGGCUUAGGCACCCCAGGAGACUUUAAAAUCUAGGUUGGGGAAAUAAACCAUCUCUAGCGGUAGGAAUGAGUCAGCUUCCCUUUCUUUGUCUAGAUUAUCCAAUCCCCUACAGUAAUACAAACUACUCAGUUCUGAGACAGACGAGGAAUCCAUUCUACCCCUAAACAUACAGAAGUUUUUGGUUCUGCCAGACAAACUUGGACCCCAGGUCAGGCUUGGAGGAGUCUGCCUCUGUGUAGUUUCCUCUGUGCACGUGGUGCUGCUUUCAAUAAAAAUUGAGUGUUGAGGCUUUAUUAUUCCUACCUUUUUAUUCUUUAUUAUUCCUACCUUUUUAUUCUUUAAAUCUUCAGAGAAAAAGGAUGCUCUCCUGUGACCCUACAUGACCCCACCAUAACGGCAUCAGCAUCGCUCCUUGGGAAGAUGGUGCUGGGAUACAUAAGAAAGCUGUCUGUGCACGAGCUUGUGAGAGAGCCAGAGAACAGCAUUCCGCCAGUUUCUGCCUCUAGUUACUGCGUGAGCCCCUGCCCAGACUUCUCUCAGUGAUGCAGUGUGACCUGCAGGCUAAGUCAACCCCUUCCUCUGCUGUUGACCACAGUGUCUAUCACAGCAACAGAAUGGAACCAGAACAUGGUGGCACAUAUAUCUCUAUUGCUUCAGAAGGGUCCUGUCACACUUGGGAAAGGAUUUCUACACAGAGAAUCUCAACAGACCAACUAGCUGAGUUUCCCCACUUCAGCCUAUUACACUGAACAUGCAAACUAGACUUCUGGAAAGGAGCAGUCUGACUGACUGAUCAGAAUUUCAGUGAUGUGGGGAGGUAGGAUUCUGCAGAAGCAGAGCCUAAUUACAAGUUAUUUUUUGACCCUCACUCUGUGUUGGACCUAAUAUUCUGUGACUAACAGAUAAAGUCGAGACCUCAUAACCUAACAGAUAGAAAUCUUUUAGUAUGUAUUACCUUAACAGAACUCUAGUUUUCAUCUAACUAAAAGGUUGAGUGCUAUGUGCUAUUAGACAGCUGGAUACUCCCAUCUCGCUACCACCAGUCUACCUGAUGUACCCAUCAACACACUUGAAUGUGACUUAUUUAUGGAUUUCUCUCUGUUUCUAUAAGAGUUCACGAAAUGCCACUUCAUUGGAAUAUGGUAUUUGUGGUUCUGGGUCCUGGUUACUAACACUUAGUUCCCGAAUAAACCAUGUCUUUUAUUCCUUUUCUGUUUCCUUCUGAGCCCAUACAUUAAUACCCCAUUCUUCUCUAGUAUGUUUUCUUUGUCCCAGGAGGGAAGCACUCAGCAAAGGUUUCCAGUCCUCUGGGAUUUGUGUCAUUCUAGCUAGGACAGCUGAGGCCCACAGCCUCAUUCCUACCAUGGUUGACAAUAAUUUUUCAGUAUUUGCUCACUCCUUCUCUGUCAGACAGUGUAGAGAACAAACAGCAUCAGGCUCUAUUUAGAAUGCAAAUGUAGGGGUAGGUGAAUAACUCAUUCCUAAGAGUAAAGAGAUGCUACCCAUAAGCUAGUAAAACAGACCAGGAAUAUAUGAGCACACGGGUAUAACCAUUCCCUAGGGAACUGCCACCACGGUUGGAAAGACAGAGUAAAUGAUUAAGUAAGUAAAUACUUAAUUUAAAAGUCAGGAAAAACGGGACUGAGGACCUACUGAACACACCAGGCCAGGGAGGAGUACAAUACUCAUGGACCCCAUAAGCAGAAGGACACUGAAGCCAAGUGUGGUGGCAUCCGAAAAAAUGACACCUAACACUGUGACGGUCCCACUGUCACCCAACUACUUGGUUUGCACCUGCAUUAGCUUUCUGCCUGUGCCUCCUGUACAGCCUCCUUGAACUCCUUCAGCGUUGCUGUGGCCUCAAAACUUCCGUAGCAAUUCUCCAGCACAGGCACGCAUACAUGCACACCUGUGCAAUAUGACCUGAGAGCCAAUAUUCAUGACUAAGACAGAAAUAAAGGAGUUCUAGCCAACAUCCAGCUACCAAGGUAAAUAGAGACUACGUAAACUGUAGCCAAGAAAACUGAAGUCACAUAUGACAAAAUUAAUUUAUAAUUAAUUUUGACACCAAGGAAGACACAAAUGUGUGUCUCUGUUUCUGACAGCCUGCUCCUGACAAAGAACCUCUCUGCACAGUAUGAGGCUAAGAAUUUCUCUAAAGCAAGCCCUCUAUUCGUGAAGACUUUUUUUCCCCACUGAUCAUUAGCUGGUGUCUUUGCUGAAGCUGCAAUGUAUGUUUUUCUGCCAGUUUUAACCUAUUUACUCUGUAUACUACUGAGUCUAAGAAGAUGGAUAUUUUGGAAUUCGGCUUUACUCUAUUAUUUUUUUAAACUGAGAGAUUACUUAAGGAAAAUAAAGCACAACCAAUAAUCUUCUAACUUUUUUACUUGUUUAUUUACUUACUUGCUGAGACGGUGUUACUCUGUCACCUCAUGGAACUUGCUGUGUAGACCAGGCUGGCCUUGAAUCCACAGAGAUCCUCCUGCCUUUGCCUUCCAAGUGCUGGGAUAAACUCACUGAUCUAAAAUGGCUUCACUGAAACAGUUGUCCAAGCCAGGGCUGGCAACAUACACCAGAGUAAAGGCACCUGUUAAGGCCUCACAACCAGAUUUCAAUCACUGGAGCCCACAUAAGAGACACAACAUGGAACCAAUGCUAGAAAGCUUUUCUCUGAAUGCUACAUGUUUACUGUGGCAACAUACAUAUACAUGUAUACACAUGCGUAUACAUGUAUGCACAUGUACAUAUAGACACAGAUACACCUUUUUACAAUGUCAAAAUGUAGUACUGGGACACAAUACCUACAAUGGAAAGAUAGAUACUGACAAGCUGACCCUUUCUUCUCUCCUUCUCAACUCAACUGUUGAUUUUCUUCUAUAUUCCCUUCCUGUUUGCCAUGACCCAAGGGAUGCCAACACCCUUCCUCCCUGAGUACAUCCAUCAGGCUAGCAAGAGCCUACUUUACAAAGCUCCUGAUAAGAACUGCUAGAGACCCCUGGAAAAAUCCUCCUUAUUCUUACAAAGAAAAUGAGAAGCUUCUCUUCUACUCCACUUCCUGACACAGCCAAGGGCUAUGCUGAAUGCUACUGACACCCAUCUACUACUGUAAAAGAAACUUGCCUUAGUUUCUUAGCAUACAAUUUCAAACCCAUUAUAAAGGAAUCAAAUAUGGCCAAGGAUGUUUAGAAAAAUGAUGCUCAGAAAUAACAUAAACUUAGCAUGGGGCACAGUAUUGCAUCCCUGUGAGUCCAGAUCCCUGGAAACAGGAAGACCAUGAGUUCACAGAUACAUAUAGCUCUCUCAAAACUUUGUUCUCAAAGGAAAAUUAACAAAGAUAUAAAUAUUAUCUAGUCCAACCAGUAAGGAACCUAAGCCACUUUAUCCUCUAAUUUCAUAGCCAUACUUGUUUCCCUUCAAUAUUCUCCCCGUAGCAACUCUCCAAGCAGUUUCCCAUUAGCUAGUUUUAUCCACUUUGCUUUAAAUAAAAUAUUUACUUAUUAAAUAAAAGUAUGCCUAGUUGCCAACAAGCUUAUACUUUACCAUUAAAAUGUCAAUGGGAAUAUUGAAUUGUAAAAGCAGAUUUAAAGGGUGUCACAGUCUAGCUCAAUGGUAACUGCAUUUAUAAUAUGGCAUGACCAUGCCAUGGUUUGGACACCAGUUUCACUAGAUCAUCAGUUAACAGUUGAUAGCAGGGCCAUGAAUCAGCAUUUAAAUAGGCCAUUAAAUGUCUUCCUCAUGGGCAACAGAUACAUACAACUCUCCCAAGCUUCAGGGCCUCCUCUCACUCUUGAUAAUGACAAUAUGAGUAACAUAAAAGAAGAAUUUCUUCUCUUGGGUCAGGGCAGAAACAACUGCAAUUCUUCACAGCUGUAAUUUGCUGUUUGAUAUUAGAGCACACUCUUAAAUAUGUGGCUAUGUUAGUUAUCAUUUACAGUUAUAUCAUUUUUUAUAGCUUUUUGUUUUUUCUUUCCUAUCAUUUAUCACAUAUUUACUUUAUCUGUGGUGAUAAUUUUAGAUAAUCAAAUGAUUUUCUUUUUUAAGUUUCAAAAGGCCAUAAAGCAGUGGAGACGGCUUUCAGCAGUCAUCAGUGAUCUAGCCAGGAACUCCUCUUGAACUUGCAAAUGCAGUGGUGGCUGGGGAAGUUUUUCAAAGGAUACAAAGUAUAGUGGCUGCCAUUAGAAAUUGACAGUGACCAACUGAGAGCAGCCAGGAAGCUCAUCCUCUUACAAUUAAAGGAGAGGGUGCCAUGUAGAGCAAGAGGGAAGCAAGCUGGCAUGGUGAGAUGGCAUGAACUGACAAAGCACCAGUCAUCCUGUUAGUCAGCCUAGUCACAAUAAACUAUUUCUUGAUCAGAUUUGAUACCUAGUGACAAUCAUUCAAUCAGUGACUAGACUAAGCCUUUCUCAGCAGACCUGCAGCAAAACCAAAUGAUGUUUACUGGUUCUGCUGCUGGUCCAGUCCACCACGACUUUCUGAACCUGAGAAGUCAACUCAGCAAGGCAAUAGCACCUACCCCCAAAAAACAACAACAACAACAACAACAACAAAAAAAAAAAAAAAAAAAA
Messenger RNA from Rattus norvegicus (Norway rat), 14486 nucleotides. The record is from RefSeq and is a predicted model, not a curated record. NCBI's taxonomy places the organism in Eukaryota, Metazoa, Chordata, Mammalia, Rodentia, Muridae.